This is a messenger RNA of Malaclemys terrapin pileata, 787 nucleotides long. RefSeq names its product chibby family member 3 (gene CBY3). NCBI's taxonomy places the organism in Eukaryota, Metazoa, Chordata, Testudines, Emydidae. Bases 280 to 765 code for a protein of 161 amino acids. The record is from RefSeq and is a predicted model, not a curated record. The transcript has 2 exons.
UUUAGAAAGUAAAUGAGUUCAAAGGGCUCCUGGGCGUAUUUCACGUGUCUUCCUUUGCCAUUGUGAGGCGACAGUGCCAGUCAAGCUAGUCCCGGAGAGGAGACCGGGAUACAGAGCCCGCAGCACGCGCACUCACACUUCACUCCUGCUUUAACUUCAGGGAGCCGAGCAAAGUGGGUGUGAACAGCUUUGUAACUCACGCUGCAGGUUGGAUUUGUAUUCCACAACUUUCUGCUAUAGGUUUCUUGACUGAUCUCCUUGCUUUCAUCCUGCCUCACCAUGAAUACCAUCGCUUACAUAAUGCAGGAGCUGCGUGACUAUUGGGCAGACCAUUUCUCAUGCAGAUUUCUACCUAAGAGGCCUCCCCUUCGCCGAAUCACCUCCAUUUCCACUUUCUACCUCCUGGACCACAGAACCCGGCAGGCUGAACUAGGUUUGGAUUACGGCCGUCCGCGGGCUCAGCUGAGUGAUGCCAAGUUUGUCUUCCAGGAUGGCAAAUGGCAAGGCGAGAGUGGCCUCUCUCAUCGGCCGCCACUGCUGCAGUUAUUCUCCUCCCAUGACCGGGAGCAGUCCUGUAAAGUAAUGAAGAAGGAGAACAAGGCUCUCCUGGAGGAGAACAAUUACCUGAAGCUGCAGCUCGAGCUGCUGAUGGACAUGCUGACAGAGACCACGGCCCGACUGCACGUGGUGGAGAAAAAGAUGGACAUCCCUACAUGGCAUACCAAGAUGAAGAAGCCAAAUAAGGUGUUGAUGCUUAAGUCCUAGCAGGAACCUUGGAUGCAAGACC